GCAAUCAUUGUUCUGAAUGGAUUCAUAAUGGGAGAUGCUAGUAAAUUUACAGGAAGAUUCACUUUGUUGGUCUGCAUACUGAGUCUUUUUCUUUCAAAAAUUGUUGCCAAACCAGUAAAAUGUCCUGAAAGUUGUAUAUGUACCGAAGAAACAGCCCAAUGUUACAACAGAAAAUUGAUUCCACUGAGUUUUCCCUCAGGAGUAGUUAAUUUGUCAUUCAUGAACUCUGCUUUCCACGAAAUACGAGAAAGAAGCUUUAUGAAUUUAAAGUCGCUCCAGCUUCUUUUGUUCACUUCAAACACAUUUUAUUUGAUUGCCAAUGAUGCAUUCAAGGGACUCGAUCGCCUAGAAUAUCUCUUUAUAGAAAAUAAUAAAAUCCAGUCCAUUUCAAGACAUGCUCUCCGAGGACUUGAGACUCUAUCUCAUUUAAGUUUGGCCAAUAAUAACCUUCAAGCACUUCCUAAAGACUUAUUCAAAGACCUGGAUGCAUUAACCAAAGUAGAACUUGGUGGCAAUUCAUUCCACUGUGGUUGCAAAUUGAAAUGGCUGGUUGGAUGGUUGAUUAGCACCAAUGCAACAGCUGAUGAGAUCAUUUGUGAAAAUCCAGUUCAGUAUAAGGGAAGGAAGAUACGCAGUCUCCCGCUUAAUGAAUUUGACUGCAUAACCACAGAUUUUGUUCCUUACCAGACCCUGAAAUUUCAAUCGAUAUCAAUUGAAAGCUUUAAUUACAUGAAUGAUAUAUAUGUAGUGAUUACGCAACCUUUUGCUGGGAACUGCAGCAUAUUUGAAUGGGAUCAUGUGGAAAUGGAAUUUCGGAAUUUCGACAACAUUACUGGCAUUUCAACAGUUUUCUGUAAACCAUUGAUUGUCGAGGGUAAGCUAUUUGUUGUUGUUGCCCAGCUCUUUAGUGGCUCUCACAUAUAUAAAAGAGAUACUUUUGCCAAUAAGUUUAUUAAAACACAGGAUAUUGAUAACUUAAAAAUCAGAAAACCAAAUGACAUUGAAUCAUUUCAAAUUGAGGGAGAAUCGUUCUUCAUUAUUGCUGAUAGUUCAAAGGGUGGAACUACAACCAUCUACAAAUGGAAUGGAAAUGGAUUUUAUUCUCAUCAAUUAUUGCAUCGUUGGUACAGGGAUAUAGAUGUGGAGUACAUUGAAAUUGCUAACAAGCCACAUUUAAUCGUGUUAAGUAGCUCCCAACGACCUGUGGUCUUUCAGUGGAACAAAGGAAAGAAAGAAUUUGCUUGGCGCAUUGAUAUUCCUGAUACAGAAGAUGUACAUGCAGUCAAGCAUUUUAAAAUCAAAGAUAAUUUGUACAUUUGCUUAACAAGAUUCCUUGGUGACUCUAAGAUAAUGAAAUGGGAAGGCUCCAUGUUUGUGGAAGUACAGUCGUUUCCAUCUAGAGGAUCCAUGGUACUGCAGCCUCUUCAAAUAAACAAAUGGCAAUAUGCUUUCCUGGGAAAUGACUUCUCGCUCACCCAGAUUUUUCAGUGGAAUACAGAAAAAAGAAAAUUUGUGAAAUUUAAUGAAACCUUUUUCCUGUCUCCAAGGGGAUUCACUUUUGUAUUAGCAGACAACCGUGAGUUUUUGUUUGUAUCAAGUUUUAAAGCCAAAACACAAAUAUAUGAACACAUUAUAAUUGACACAAGUUGGACCUAAAAAGGCUGACCAAGACCUAUUUCAUGGAACUACGUGUAUAAAUGAAUAUUUUAAUUAAGUUACCGCUGAGUUUUGUACUGUUCUAUUUUUUUUUGUUGUAUUCAACACUGCAAGGAAAUCAAAAAUUCCCAUUACCAUACAAUAAUUUUACAGUUAAAUCACAUUUUAGCUCUUUAGCAAAUUGUCACUCUGAAUGAACCUAACAUAUUCAAUUGAUACUUUUGUGCAUAAUCACCUUAGUUGUCUGAGUAAUUCAUUGGAUCAUUCUGCUAAUAUAUCCUCAUUUCAAAUGAGUUUGUUUUACUUCAUGAAAGUAUGUUCUAGAUAUAUAAACCUAGAGGUUAAUAAAGCCAUUAGUGAAG
Hypanus sabinus (Atlantic stingray) is the source of this 2018-nucleotide messenger RNA. It is a transcript of the gene lgi1b, whose product is annotated as leucine-rich, glioma inactivated 1b. Gene Ontology annotation, molecular function: protein binding. NCBI's taxonomy places the organism in Eukaryota, Metazoa, Chordata, Chondrichthyes, Myliobatiformes, Dasyatidae. The transcript has 8 exons. The record is from RefSeq and is a predicted model, not a curated record. Bases 28 to 1656 code for a protein of 542 amino acids.